Messenger RNA from Chaetomium strumarium, 1899 nucleotides. RefSeq lists its product as uncharacterized. Bases 1 to 1899 code for a protein of 632 amino acids. Lineage: Eukaryota; Fungi; Ascomycota; Sordariomycetes; Sordariales; Chaetomiaceae. The transcript is spliced from 3 exons. The record is from RefSeq and is a predicted model, not a curated record.
AUGAGCGGUAAAGCAGAGCCAGCGGAUGACGUGCCAACUCCUGAACAGGCGACACCUGAGGCCGUCACCUCUAGUACCCCGGUGCCAUCGGCAGGUGCCCCUGAGCGAUCCAGCUCAAGCAGCAGCGAAGCAUCAGACCCAUGCGAUGAUGAUGGUGGUGAGGAGGAGGACGAUGAUGACGACGACGAUGGGCGGUCGACUCCCAAGCCGGACGACAGCACAGUACACGGGUUGUGUGAUCGAGUCCUCCAGGAGGCGUUCGGCAUUCAGGUCAAAGACCUCGCGUCCAUUGAAGCAGUGUCGGCGGCGUAUGAGUCGGUCAGCUACUGUCUGGACGAGCUCUCUCGAAUUGUACUUAACAGUGGCGUCCGCAACGCUGGUAUUGGGACAUUCCAGGCGGCCCGCGGCGGAGCGGGGUCUGCCACCACUCCGAUCCGGCUUGCGGGUGGCGACGCGAACCACGGGGGAGCCGGUGGGGGAAGUAGCGGAGCGAGCGGGAACAGGGGAAGCGGUCGGAAGCGCUUCAACGAUGCCCGCGACGGUGCUGGCCCUAGUGGUGGUUCUGGAGGCGACACCCCCGACGGCGGCAAGCGCCUGAAGGUCUCGCCGCAACGCCCGUCCGACAAGCAGUCGGACUCAGUGCGGUACAGCUGCCCGUUCCGGAAGCGCAACCCUGUGAGGUUCAAUGUCCGGGAUUUCCAGAACUGUGCCGUUCAGGGAUUUCCGGAUAUCCCUCAGCUUAAACGGGACAUGGGGUCGAGAACGGCGCUAGAAGAGCAUUUGGCUGUGGACAAGGCUCAGAUCUGCAACCCCCAGCAAGCGGCUUCGAGUGCAGAUCCGGAAGAUGGCAUCACUAACUCGAUCGAAGACACGCUGAACGACCGUAAGGCAGUGAAUAAGAUCGACUGCUGGGAGGGUCUCUGGCAUCUUCUCUUCCCGCAGGAUCCGCAGGCACGCACGCCCGACUUCAUACCGCCGACGGAGCUGGAUGAGGUAUACGCGCAGCUCAACAGCGAGAACUGCGUCGGCCAGCUGCGGCAACGCAUCCAAGACGGAAUAGGGUCGGACAGCGACGUCGACCUCGUGUUUGACAUCUUCCAGCAACACAUCCACUCCGUCUUUGAGGAGUGCCGGCUGAAGACAGGCGGUGCCGCGGGAGGCCGCCGACGAAUUGUUCGUCCCCAGACACCGCGCGAGUUGCCCAGCCGACAGAGCUCGACGCGGCUCACUCCUGCGCAGCAUCGGCGCCAAGGCUCGGGAUUCUCCGACAGCAACAUUUCCUCGCCAUACGUUGCCACUCCUCAGAGUGCCAGCAUACUGGGAAAUUCGGAGCUGCUCUUGACGGCCGAGCCGCAGACGCACAUGCCGUAUAUGCCAUCGAUCAGUAGCUACGCCAGCUCCACGACAGCCGGUGUUGGUGGUUUGGUGACAACGUCCCUUCUCCCUCCUUGGGUCCCUCCCACCAGCAAGGGGGGCCAACCUGUCACAAUGCCGCCGCCGCCGCCGCACUUCCCCAUGGGGUUCAACAACCAGAUGGAUACACUGAAGCGCCAGCUGGCACAUGCUACCGGGCCAGCACCAGUCAAUCCCGGGGUGGAUCUCACCAGUUCCGUGCUCUCGGAUCAGGCAGCGGGCGACUUCUCGCCCCAUGUUCCCCAGGCCGCUGCGUUCGGGUCGUACAAUGGCUGGGAUACAAUGCCCGGUUUCGGGCAGCAGCAGCGGUUGCCGGAUCUGCACCUGCAGGUCCCGUCUGCAUCAGGGAUGCAGGCGGUGCAGGGCCAGGGGAUCUCACCCACGGAUGCAGUCAUGGUUCCGUCGAUUGAGUUCACUGGCUAUGACGGGUCCGUCACAGACAAUGAUGGAUAUGAGGUUGUCCGCCACCAAAAUGAAUGGGCAUAA